AUGCUUCACAUGCAGCGAGCCCUGGUCGGCUCUGCUCGCUCUCGCUCGACUCCACUACACUCGCAGCUGCGACAUGUCCCUUGCAAUCAUGCAAAUGUCUCCCUCCAGGCGCAAUACAGAGCCCCGAAACGCUCAAUCUUCUACCAGACCUCCCAGCCACACCCUCGCGCUACCCGAAGACAUGUGCCGAUAUCGACGACGAAAUGCCUCCAACUACGAUUCGCAUCGACCACAGAGACGGUCAAACAGAUACCUAAUCAGCCCAACUCGCGCAUAGUACGAUGGGCGUACAAGGCUUUGGCCUCGCUGGGCUUGUUCAUUGUUAUGAGCGGUGGCUUGGUCGUGGCAUUCUUCAUCUACGAUGCAACGACAUACCGCGAAGAGCCGGGAUCGACAGAUCUCACCGUUUCUGAGAUGGCAUUGCAUCCGCGCAAGGGUGGACCAAAGAACCUGCCGAUCGCGGAAUAUUUUGUCGACGAUGAGGAAGAUGACGAGAUGAGAGAAGCUAAACACAAACCAAAACUUGUCAUUCUGGGAACGGGAUGGGGCAGCGUCGCUAUGUUGAAGCAAUUGGUGCCUGGCAACUACCAUGUCACAGUCGUCUCGCCCUCCAAUCACUUCUUGUUCACGCCAAUGCUUCCAUCUGCCACCGUCGGUACGCUGGAAUUCCGAAGUCUGGUUGAGCCCAUCCGCAAGAUCGUCAGGCGCAUCAAGGGUCAUUUCUUGAAGGCCCAUGCGGUGGAUGUAGACUUCUCCAACAAGCUAGUGGAGCUGGAAUCACUGGGCCCGGAUGGGGAAAAGCAACGCUUUUAUCUGCCAUACGACAAGCUUGUCAUUGGCGUCGGCUCUACCUCCAAUCCACACGGCGUCAAGGGAUUGGAACACUGCCACUUCUUGAAGGACAUCUCCGAUGCACGAAAGAUUCGCAAUGCCGUUGUUAGGAAUUUGGAGAUCGCAUGUCUGCCUACUACACCCGACGAUGAGCGUAAGCGACUCCUAUCAUUCGUCAUCUCCGGUGGUGGACCAACUGGUGUCGAAUUUGCUGCCGAACUCUACGAUAUGCUAAACGAAGAUCUGAUCAAGUUCUACCCCAGACUGCUGCGGAACGAGAUCUCAGUGCAUGUGAUUCAGUCUAGAGGACACAUCCUGAACACCUACGACGAAGCUCUCAGCAAAUACGCUGAAGACCGACUUGCGCACGACGACGUCGAUAUACAGACUAAUGCACGGGUGAAGGAGGUCAGGGAAGACCGCAUCUUGUUCACGCAGAAAGGCGAGGAUGGGAAAGCUGUGACCAAAGAGCUACCAAUGGGAUUCUGUCUCUGGUCCACUGGUGUGUCGCAAACAGACUUCGCGCAGAACCUUGCCAAGAAGUUUGACAGCCAGAAUAACCACCAUGCUCUUGAAACGGACACCCAUCUGCGCCUUGCCGGAGCCCCACUGGGAGAUGUCUAUGCCAUUGGCGACUGCAGCACCGUCCAAAACAAUGUGUCAGAUCACAUCGUCACAUUCCUGCGCACACUAGCCUGGGAGAAGGGUAAGGACCCGGCGACAAUGACAAUCAGCUAUGCCGAGUGGUGCGAGGUUGCUAAGCGAGUGAGGACACGCUUCCCUCAAGCGAACGAUCAUCUGCGAAGACUGGGCAAGCUCUUCGAGCAGUACGACAAAGACAAGAGCGGUAGCCUCGACUUUGGCGAGCUUAGUGAGCUUCUCAAGCAGAUCGAUAGCAAGCUCACAUCCCUUCCCGCUACGGCGCAACGCGCGAAUCAGCAAGGCGAAUAUCUCGCACGCAAGAUGAACAAGCUCGCCCAAGUGGAAUAUGGCAUGAAGCUAAACGAUAUUGUCGAGGGUGAUAUUGAUGAGGCAGCAUACAAGGCGUUUGAAUAUCGCCACAUGGGCAGUUUGGCUUACAUUGGCAAUGCUGCGAUCUUCGACUUUGGCGGCCGGGGAUUCGGAGGUGGAUUGCUCGCUGUGUACUUGUGGAGAAGUAUUUACUUCGCACAGAGUGUCAGUCUGCGCACUCGUAUGCUUUUAGCGAUGGACUGGAGCAAGCGGGCGCUUUUCGGCAGAGGUGAGUAUCGUCGACAGGUAGCGACAAGUAAUUUGCUAACGCUUUACAGAUAUGAUGAAUUACUAG
Lecanosticta acicola is the source of this 2137-nucleotide messenger RNA. Lineage: Eukaryota; Fungi; Ascomycota; Dothideomycetes; Mycosphaerellales; Mycosphaerellaceae. The record is from the annotation of a GenBank genome assembly.